UGAAAUAUCUUUGUUUUGUACUUAGGUAGUUGGAUGGAAUCACGUUGGGUAUGCGGAUGUGUAGUUGUCAUGCUAUGUCUUGUGUAGAUAUGUGUGUGUGACAGAGAAAUGAAAGUGUAUGGAUGUUUCAAAUGAUGCCAUCGAACACGAACGAUCAUAACCGUACAAAACUGUAUAUGUGGUGCUUCCAAACUGUUAAAUGGGUUCCUGUACUCUUCAUAGUUACGAUCGUCGUGUGGUCGUAUUAUGCAUACGUAAUUCAGCUGUGUAUAUUCACAGUGGUCAACAAUGUAGAGAAAGUGUUUUACCUACUUCUGUUCCAUCUGUUGUUCGCCAUUUUUUGCUGGGCGUACUGGCAGACAAUAUUUACAAAAAUAGGCAAAGUUCCAAGUCAGUUCAAAAUUCCACCUGAAGAACUCCAGAGACUAGAAGAAGCAGGUAAUGUGGAAGCGGAAAACCAAAUUCUGGAGCAGUUUGCACAGAAUCUACCUGUAACCACACGCACAAUUUCUGGAGAUAUCAGAUACUGUGGAAAAUGUCAGCACAUAAAACCUGACAGAACACAUCACUGUAGUGCAUGUGGUGAAUGUGUUCUAAAAAUGGAUCACCAUUGUCCAUGGGUUAACAACUGUGUGGCAUUUACAAAUUACAAAUUUUUUAUUUUGUUUCUGGGGUAUGCACUUCUGUACUGCCUCUUCAUCGCAUUUACAUCAUUGCCUUACUUCGUAAGCUUUUGGAAGGAUGAAUUGAAGACUGCUGGAAGAUUUCACAUAUUGUUCCUUUUUUUUGUGGCUGUCAUGUUCGCAGUUAGUCUUGCGUCUUUGUUUUCCUACCAUUGCUACCUUGUUCUGAAGAACAGAUCUACACUCGAGGCCUUUAGACCUCCGGUUUUUCGUACGGGUGCUGACAAAGAUGGGUUCAGCUUGGGGACAUAUAACAACUUCCAGGAAGUUUUUGGAGACAACAGGAAACUCUGGUUCUUACCUGUUUUCACAAGUCUGGGCGAUGGUGUGGUUUUUCCAGUCCGGGCUCAGCACCAACCCAGCUCAUACAACUCGAUGGGCAGUACACAGACCAGGGACACACAGGAUGGAACAGCAUGUCAAGAAGGUUCAGCAUUUUCAGACUCUCAAACAAGCAAUAGAGGGGAUUACCAUGAUCCUCAUCACCACCAUCCAAAACAGCCUCUGUGUGAUCAUACAGCAAAUUGACAUGCAUUCUUUUCAGCAUUUGAUUAAGAAACUUUGUACCACAUAACAAAAGUGCCAAAGGGAAAUUGCAGGCAAGAUAAAAAUAAACUUUAAAACAUA
Schistocerca americana (American grasshopper) is the source of this 1310-nucleotide messenger RNA. RefSeq names its product palmitoyltransferase ZDHHC20-B. The record is from RefSeq and is a predicted model, not a curated record. Gene Ontology annotation, cellular component: endoplasmic reticulum; Golgi apparatus. The transcript is spliced from 9 exons. Gene Ontology annotation, molecular function: protein-cysteine S-palmitoyltransferase activity. Bases 123 to 1211 code for a protein of 362 amino acids. NCBI's taxonomy places the organism in Eukaryota, Metazoa, Arthropoda, Insecta, Orthoptera, Acrididae. Gene Ontology annotation, biological process: protein targeting to membrane; peptidyl-L-cysteine S-palmitoylation; synaptic vesicle maturation.